GGUUGGAAUCAGAGUUGUUUCAGUUCUGAGGCUGCUGAAAGUUGUCAAAGAAACAAACUGCUGCAGUCACUCUGGGACACUGUGGGAUGUGGAAAAAAACAGGCUGAAGGAGGCAGAUUCAGAUUCUCUUCUGUUGCUUGCUUGGUGCUGAAGGAGCUGAAUGUGAACUGCAAACUGUCCAAGAAUAAAACUGAACAGGACUGCUUUUUUAAAAAUAAUAAUAAUAUUAUUAUGGGCAGCCUUCAGUUGGAUGAUUUUGUAGCUGGAUGGGUAGGAGGAGCUGCUGCUGUAAUUGUGGGACAUCCUCUGGACACAGUAAAGACUCGCUUGCAAGCUGGACAAGGCUAUGGAAACACAUUUAAAUGUGUUCUCACUGUCUACAGGAAUGAAGCUGUGGCUGGGUUCUUCAAGGGAAUGUCUUUCCCACUAGUUAGCAUUGCUAUCUACAACUCAGUGGUCUUUGGUGUAUUUAGCAGUACCCAAAGGCUCAUUAGCCAACAGCGCUAUGGGAAUUCUCACCAUCCUCCAUCACUUGCGGACUUGGCUUUAGCAAGCAUGGCAGCAGGGGCUGUUUCAGUUGGAAUUGGUGGUCCAGUUGAUCUGGUAAAGAUAAGGCUGCAGAUGCAGACACAAACGUUUAUUGCAGCAGCCAACUUAAACCUGAAGCACAGAGCGGCUGGCUUUUCAGUAGAGACUGCUUACAGAGGUCCAGUUCACUGUGUUGGCAUGAUCCUUCGGCAAGAGGGUUUAGGGGGGUUGUACCGCGGUUCUUCUGCCAUGAUUCUGAGGGAUAUUCCAGGAUAUUGCUUAUACUUCAUCCCUUACACGUUACUUUGUGGAUGGAUCACUCCAGAUGGAUGCCUUUCUCCAAGUCCCUUUUCUGUGUGGAUGGCCGGUGGCAUUGCAGGAGCAAUAUCUUGGGGAACAGCCACUCCUAUGGAUGUUGUCAAGAGUCGCCUUCAAGCUGACGGGGUUUAUUUGAACAAAUACAGAGGAGUCAUUGACUGUAUCUCCCAAAGUUACCACAGUGAAGGUCUAAAAGUCUUUUUCAGGGGCCUUACAGUGAAUGCAGUGCGAGGAUUCCCAAUGAGUGCUGCCAUGUUUCUUGGAUAUGAACUUUCACUCAAAGCUCUAAGAGAACAAGCAGAAGCAAAUCCUUGAAUUCCAGGGAACUUCUGUACUUGAGCAUUGCUUUCACUUCCUGAACCAAAUCAACUGCACGGCCUUGAUCAGAAACUUGAUUUUACCAACGUGGCAUAUGAAGUGAAGAAAUUUCAUCAGAGAAUGUUCUGUUCACGAUGAGUGAUUUUUGAUAUGGUACAUGGACUGAAGAGUUUCAAGGAUGGAUCAGCUGAAUUCUCAUUCAAAUCCUUUCUCUUCUAAAAUGUUUUGUUCUAAAGACAAAAACAAUUUUAACAUGCACAUGGUUGUCUGGCAAUGAUAAAAAACGUUUAUUGGUGAAGUAAGAGUGCAACAUGUUCUGCUGGGAAACGACCACAGAUGUCACUUUCUAGAACCAUCAGUAAGUAGUUAAUUGUGGCCCUUGAAGAAUCAAAGAAAAUAUAUUCCCGUGUACUCAAACUGUCUUCCUGUUUGUUGCCAUGUGACUAGAUACUUUAUCUGUUGUAAGACAAGAAAGAAUGUAAUAACCUCAUGAAGAGUUUAAGCAUUUAUGUAGCAAAUUUACACUUUUGAUUCUUUCCCCCCAUUCCAAAUGUAACUCAAUGUGAUAAAAUUCUUUGCACUGUCCCAUGAUGUUGCGCUCUCUGACAUUUUAUCUUAUGGAGCAUGGUUCGUUGCACCAAAUGAGAAUCCAAAUGUAAGAUCAAGUAAAUCAGGUGGAAUCACUGUAUAUCUGCCAUCCAUUCAGCACUGCUGUGGGUAUCUGACUCCUAGUUG
Podarcis raffonei (Aeolian wall lizard) is the source of this 1899-nucleotide messenger RNA. It is a transcript of the gene SLC25A48, whose product is annotated as solute carrier family 25 member 48. The transcript is spliced from 8 exons. Gene Ontology annotation, cellular component: mitochondrion. Gene Ontology annotation, molecular function: transmembrane transporter activity. NCBI's taxonomy places the organism in Eukaryota, Metazoa, Chordata, Lepidosauria, Squamata, Lacertidae. Gene Ontology annotation, biological process: transmembrane transport. The record is from RefSeq and is a predicted model, not a curated record. The coding region runs from base 232 to 1161 and encodes 309 amino acids.